AAAUGAGGACUGCUACGUCAGAUCCUGAACUUGUGCGCCAUUUUUUCCAUAUUAAGGGGAAGAAAGGGACAAAAGCGGGGCAAAAAAAUAACUUAUCAUUGAAGGUGGUUUGCAAACAUCAUCAUUCAUAUUUGACUAUAAUCUUCAUACAGCGGUAUAUAGACAGAGGAUGCUUCUCGGAUGAGUAUCUAUAUGCAGCGCUGACGCAGCUCGCCGACACACACAGUUGACGGCCGGUGGAAGUGGAAAACGUUAGCCCCGUCGGAGGUGGCACAGCGACAACUAACGUCAACGUUAACAUUCACCGAAAAUUAUACGAGGCUUGUGAGGAAUAAUGUAUCAGUAUCCAGUUGGAAAUAUUGACAAGAUCCGAAAGGGUCGCAAGGCUGUGAAAAACAUCUUAGGUGAAAUCGGCCUGGAAGAUUGCCAAAACCUGUUGAAGGAACUCAAUGAAAACUCUGAGAAGAACUCAGAUGAAGAAGAGGCCUUUCAGGAAACUGAGUGGGAUGAUAUCACAUACGGAUACAAAAGACUAAAGAAAAGGUGGCCUUAUCGGUCUCGGCCUCUAUGCUGUUCCCUGUGCAAGUACUCUUCUACAAACAUCUACAACUUCAGAAGUCAUGUUUCUCGUUGCCAUGGAUAUAUGCAGUCAUUCUGUGCACUGGCACCCUGUGCUCAGUGCGUCUUCGUUGGAAACCCCAAGUAUCUCAAGAAGCACAUGCUGUUCUUUCAUGCAAACUGUAUACAACGCCAGCCGGGAGGGUCUCAACCCACGCAUUGUGGAAGUGAGCGGUAUCAGUGUCGAAAAUGUGGAUUUCCAAACUCUUCUAUCUUUGGGAUGAAGAAGCACAUCAUUCUCAAGCACCUGGACAGGUUGGCAGAAACGUAUAUUGGUUACAGAUUACACCCUCAAGGGACUUCAUCAAUAAAGGUCUACUGCUGUAAGGUGUGCAAAGUGAACGCUGGAAGCCUAGACCAAAUGUUGCAUCACAUGCUUGUUGAGCCAUCCCACUAUUCAGUCAGUACACAAGUGCAGAGUAUGAUUUAUGAGAACAAGAACUACACCAUUAAAGCAACACCUAAUGGCAAUGGCAUUUUUAUGACAUUGCCAAGCAUUGCUCCUAAACCACAACAACCUCAAAUGUUGAACAGUAAGUCCUUGGCUUUACCAAGCAAUGACCAACCUACUGAGACUGUGGUGGCAUUACAGAAAAUACAAGGAAGUCAAAACAGUACGACUGUGAUCUGUGCCCCCAGAACCAACCAAGCUUUUCUGCCCCCACAAGCGUCUGCGCUAGUGAAGCUAGCUAGUGCAGAAGCUAAAGGUUUGCUCCAGCCUGGUGCCACAAUAGCCAUCCGAAGUGCUUUGCCCCAAGGACCAUCUAUGGUCCAGCUUCCCAUGGUUUCUAACGUGUCUUUGAAACCGGCACCUAUGGCUAUAACUCGUGCUUCUGCUCAACUACAACAGCCUCCACAAAUGCAGCAAAUCCUUCUCCCGUCAGGACUGCAGGCUAACAUUGCAGCUGGAACAGGAGCUGUAUCCAAGCCUGUUGUGGUCGCACAAAAUGCACCAACAAACCAAAUGUCCCUUCAAGGUACCAUGCUGACGUCACAGUCCUUGCUGAGUCACCUGAUUCCAACUGGCAACAAGAUAAAUGGCAUGCCUACAUACACUUUUGCGCCACUACAAUUAGCAGUGCCGGUCUCUCAGAGCACAGGUACCUAUCUCAAUACUGUUGAGCAAACCAGGAACUCCACACCACCAACUAAGAAGUGGAUUACCUGUCCCCUCUGCAAUGAACUUUUCCCUUCCAAUGUCUUUGACAUGCAUACAGAGGUCGCUCACCAGGCAAAAUCCACCACAUCCAAGUCAGAAAGUGUGGCGGCACGAGCUGCAUUCUUGAAGAAAAUGCCAGACAAAACUGUCAAAUGUCUAACGUGCAAAAUUCUUCUAUCAGAAAAAAGCGUCUUCCAACACCUGCUGCAUGGCCUGAAUUGUUUGUAUUGCUCAGCUUUGUUCUUCUCAAUCAAACAGCUCGCUGAGCAUGUUAAGCAGCACAAUCCCACAAGCAAGACAUACUGUGAUUUUCUGAGGCAGAAGUACAGGGUCUACUCUAAAGGUAUUGGAGGAAUUCUGUUCCCUUACUUUGACGUCCACACCACCGCACCAAAAGAGGUCUUAGGAGACACCGAAGUCAAUCUUGCCCUGGUCACAAGUUCCCUCGACCUGAUCUUCUUCAAGUUGCAGCCCAGCAGCCAGCCAGAGAUCUGCACAGCACCUGUGAAAAUCAACAGUGCCUAUUGUCCAUUCUGUGAUGAAAAGUUUGACAAUGAAUCCAAACACCUUCAGCACCUGAAGCAAAAACACUUAGUAGCACCCACCAUUCAUGCUAUCCUCAAGACAGAAGCUUUCAAGUGCAUAUACUGCAAUGGUGUGUACACAGGAAAGGUCACCCAGCAGGCGGUGAUGCUCCACAUUCAGAGAUGCCGGUGUUCACCAAAACAACCAACGCCCCCCACAACUACAGGAGCACCACCGCAGCCACCAAAACCAGCUCAGAAGCAACUCUAUUUUCUCCAAAUGCCACAACCGCCGACUAUCAAACAAACUAUAGCUCCAGCGCGUCUGAUUCCAGCUGCACCCGCUACAGUGCGUCCAGAGAACGUAGCAGAGCUGCAGUCUCAGAAGAGGCUGGAGGAUGCAUGGAGGGAAGUCAUGAUGACCAACCAACUAGAGCGAGAAAAAAAGGCAGCUAUGCGCAAGAAGCGAGAGACUGAGAAGAUACUGCCCCCGCCAGAGCCAGUGAUUCAGAUCGAUCCCACAGUGAAGCUGUUGUUGGAACCCAACCCCAACGAGCGCCGCUACGGCGAUCAGCGCAGAGACUUUAUAUCGAAAUACUUCAACCUGAACCCCUAUGCCACCAAAGCCGAGACCGAAGAGCUGUGCAAGAGGCUGUCCCUGACAAAACCAGAGUUGGCUGCCCACUUCAGCAAGAAGCGCAGCAAGUGCAUGAAGAGUCUCAGUAGGAACACGGCUGCCAUUUUUCUCGGCUUCAACAUGACAGAACUGAACAAGGUCAAGCACAAUCUCCUGAUCCCCGAACAGAAGCCGACCGACACCACAGAGCAGCCGCCUGCUGAUUCAACGGAGCAGAUGGAAAACAGUGAGGGUGGACCAGAACCAAUGGAUGAAAGUGUAAAUGAGAAAGUUACGGAUGGGGAACAGGUGGAGCAGAUGAAUUUGAGUUAAGUGUGUGAAAAUGAAACAAAUCCCUAAUUUAAAACCCAGAUAACAACCCAGACACUUUAAUGAUGGCCUUUUGUGUUGACAGUUGCCAGAAAAGUUCAUCAUGCAGUUAUCUCUGUGUUCAGUCUCUUAAUGUAGACCACAUCAAUAAUGUUUUGUUUGACUUUAAUAAAUUGUUAGUGGUCCAUAUCCCAAUUUUCACAUGAAUGCAGAGAACAAAAUUAAUAUAUAAAUGCAUUGUCUGCCAGAUCUAAUGGUGUCAGACUGUUGAGUGGCAAUAGUGUUUAGCUGGUUACAAUCUUUCAUUCAACAAUGGCUACUGACUUCAACUCGAGCACUGAUUUGCCCAUGGAAGCAGCUUUUCUUGCACCCUUUAUUUAAGCCCAUUUGUACAAAAUUGUGAUUCCUACAUCAUGCUAGUCUAAUAUCAAGACUUAAGUGCACAUUUCAACAAAUACUUUGCUUUAUAUUGUUUUUCUUUUUAUCCCUCCGCAUAUUUUGACCGGUUUGUGCAGUUUUAGUUUUUACUUUUAGAUGAACACCCCCCCCCCCCCCCCCCCCCCCCCCUUACAUUUAAACUGAUUUAGGGGAACGCGCUUCUUGCUGACCAACUCUUGUAGAAGGUGAAUGUUCAUCUUGCAGUUUUGAAGCCAAAUUCUUAAGAAUGUACAAAUGUUUGAGUUUUCAGGUUACUGCAUUCUUGGUUACUAUACAUCUUUGACCAUGUUGCUUGCAUGAACCUUUUGUUUUGUCAAAUGAAAUUAGGAUUUGUGCCAUUGUGAAGUCUACAUAUUUGCUUUGGGAAAUUUACCUAGAUUCCAAGUUAUUGGGUGUUCAUAUAUUAUUUUCUCUUGACAGCUGUUUUUUUUGUACUUAAACAUAUUUUAUAAUUCCUAGUUGAUGUUGGGAAAAGUAGGCCUACAAAUUAUUCUGUCCAAUGCCACUGUGUUGUAAGAAAUAAAGUGGUUUCCUUUUAC
Molecule: messenger RNA, 4224 nt
Organism: Etheostoma spectabile (orangethroat darter)
Lineage: Eukaryota; Metazoa; Chordata; Actinopteri; Perciformes; Percidae
Gene: adnp2b
Product: ADNP homeobox 2b
Exons: 4
Coding region: 335-3250 (971 amino acids)
Biological process (GO): regulation of gene expression
Cellular component (GO): nucleus
Molecular function (GO): DNA binding
Source: RefSeq, a predicted model, not a curated record